AUCACUUUCAGAGUAAAAUUUUACGCAUUAUCGUAAAAUAUAAACCGUGUUCUGUUAUGAAUGAAUUUCUCUUAAUGGUAAGAGAUGUCAGAUGAUGCAACGGACAAUACGAUUGCGUAUUUCGUUGCUACUCGGCGGUUUUCAUCUCGACAUCGCGCACCGUCUGCGAGCGCCCGACAUCUCGGCUGGUUCAUCCUUGACAUCGCCGACAAGCCGCAGAUAUAUAAAAUCGGCAUAAUAUUGGCGGACGUCUUGUCUCGUGUCUUCUGCAUUGCGCUCUUCGCGCGCCGUGCGAUCGAGUCGAAAAUCGUGCAUUCCGGUUCGGCACGCCAAUAACGAGCGACAAAAGAGAGCAACCGGUGUUCAUCCACUGCCAGACAUACAGGCAACACGCGCUAAAUUUAUUACAUAAACUGUUUUAAAACAUGUGUCAAUAAGUGAAAAUUUAAGACGAAAUAUAGAAAAAAUGCUUUCACAAGGAGUUUUUAUGGUUUUGCUCACGAUGGUGAGCUGCGUAUAUUCCUGUCAUCGGAAAACAAUGAUCAACGGUCAUGGUGUAACCGAGGGUGACAAGAAUAUGAUUCUCGAGUACCACAACCGAAUGCGACAAGCAGUGGCGAUGGGCACGGUUCCAGGUCAGCCUGCAGCCGCCAAUAUGAUGGAACUCAAGUGGGACGUUGAGCUGGCUCAGCGGGCACAAAAAUGGUCAACUUCCUGUGGCGCCGAGGGACAUGAUGCAGGACGUCAUUUAGGUAGAUUUGAAGUAGGUCAAAAUAUCGCGACGAUGUGGACUCGGGCAACGCCGAGGAACACGUUCGACAUGAUGGCAAAUUUCGCCCACGCUAUUGGCAGAUGGUUCGACGAAUAUAGGAACUACCGAUUUGGCCCGCUUCAAGGAUAUUCAAAAAACACCGGACAUUACACUCAGAUGGUCUGGGGUGAGACGGAUUUGAUAGGCUGCGGUUUCUCAUACUACUACGACACCACAAAAGGAUUCACCAAGAAUUAUGUGUGCAAUUACGGCGCCAGCGGUAACGUGCUGGGCCAGGAGCCGUACGUCAAAGGACGACCUUCCUGCCAGCGAUUUAAUUAUGCGCCCUCAGCGCGAUACAUUGGAUUGUGCGAAAAACCCAAAUUCUCACAUAAUUAUUUCUACGAUCUACACUCAAAUUACAUUGGAUAUUGAAUAUUCUUCAAAAUGUAUUAUAUUUAAGUAUGAGUAACUAAUUAUUUAUUAUAUUUUUUAAUUUAUUAUUUUAUUUGAAAUAAACUUGCUGUAAAGUCUAGAAA
Messenger RNA from Dalotia coriaria, 1290 nucleotides. RefSeq names its product venom allergen 5-like. Bases 467 to 1186 code for a protein of 239 amino acids. The record is from RefSeq and is a predicted model, not a curated record. Gene Ontology annotation, cellular component: extracellular region. The transcript is spliced from 8 exons. NCBI's taxonomy places the organism in Eukaryota, Metazoa, Arthropoda, Insecta, Coleoptera, Staphylinidae.